CGAACGAGACCAUAAGUUCUAAAGUGAGCUACUGUUUCUGUUCAAAACAUGGGAUAUUGUGUCAAAUAGAACUGUGUUUAUUUUCACAAGUCAGGUACAAAACAUCGCUUUCACCCGAACGUAAAUAUUUAAUAUCGUUCGAUAUGUUAUCCUACGUAAAACUUCUUAUCGUCACGUGGCUCCUUCGAGCACAAAUUGCGUCUGCACAACUUGUGGAAGUAGACGUUAGCACAUGUCAACUGCCACCGAAAUUGGCGCAGGAAAUAGAUUCGUAUGCCCCGAUCGUCAAAAAUAUAAUAAACGAGGCAACCGUAGGAUCCUUCAAGAAUGUCACCUGGAACGAAUUAGCAUACUUCGUUGACACGUUUGGACCGAGAGUAUACGGCAGCGAUGUGUUGGAAAAAUCGAUUGAUUAUGUGUUAAAUAAAUCGAUCGAAUGUGGCUUGGAAAAUGUACAUGGGGAACCCGUUACUAUACCUCAUUGGGUUAGAGGAAAAGAGUCUGCUACACUUAUACUACCAAGACGAAAAGAUAUGGCUAUGUUGGGAGUAGGUUCCAGUGUUGGUACCCCACCUGAAGGCAUCACUGCAGAGGCAAUCGUUGUUAACACUUUCGAUGAGCUGCACCGAAGAAAAAAUGAAGUACGUGGAAAGAUCGUUGUCUUCAAUCAGAAAUUUGUUUCGUACCUGGAAACCUCGGAUUAUCGAAUUAACGGAGCAUCGGUAGCAUCGAGAUAUGGCGCCGUUGCUGCAUUAAUCAACUCAGUUACUCCGCUGUCGUUGUACACUCCACAUACAGGCGAACAAUUCUACCAUAAUAAUGUUACCAAAAUCCCAGUUGCUUGCAUCACUCAUGAAGAUGCUGCUUUGUUGAGAAGAAUGUCAGAAAGAGGUCAAACUAUAAAAAUAAAUUUGAAAAUGGGAGCGAAAAAUUUGCCAGAUACGACAUCGCGAAAUGUAGUAGCUGAACUAAGGGGCACCAGAAAUCCAGAGAAAGUGGUUGUUGUAUCCGGUCACAUCGAUAGUUGGGACGUUGGUCAAGGAGCAAUGGACGAUGGCGGUGGUGCUUUUAUUUCGUGGGAAGCUCUGAAGCUCUUGAAACAUCUUAAUUACAGACCAAAGCGCACAGUAAGAAUGAUUAUGUGGACCGCUGAAGAACCCGGAAUCAUUGGAGCUAAUCAGUACAUAAAAGCUCACAAAGCCGAGGAACACAACUUACAAUUUGUAAUGGAGUCGGAUCUCGGUACCUUCAUGCCCUUGGGAAUGGAGUAUUCCGGAACGGAUCAAGUCAAGUGUAUUUUAGGAAGAAUUCUGAAACUUUUAUCUCCAAUGGGAGAAAUGAGACUACGCACACCCAGUUUGGGUCCUGACAUCGAUUCCUGGGUGGAAGCUGGAGUUCCAGGAGGUUCACUUUGGAGUUCGAAGAAUGACGAAUACUUCUAUUAUCACCAUACUAACGCAGAUACCAUGUUGGUCGAGGAUCCGGUAGCUCUUGACAGAGGAACAGCCUUGUUUGCUGCUGUGGCAUACGUGCUUGCUGACAUUAGUGUCGAUCUUCCUCGAACCAAGUGAUCGCAAACUUAAUACUAGAACUGUCAACCAACUCACUGAUUUUUAUAUUUUACGUUACGAAGUUUAACACUAGAACUGUCCAUUACACAAACUCAUUGACGUCAAGUUUUAAUUUAGUUGUUAAAACCUGUUAAUCUUUGGCAAACAGUUAAAAGCUGUUUACCUUUGGCAAAGUAUUUUUGUCCAAAUUGAUUGAAUGUUCCUUGAUACUGCAUUUAUCUAUUUAUUUUUCUACUUUGUUUCAAGUUUGAAAAUAAACAUUUAAUUCCGGUAGUUCUAGUGUUAUCUGUGACAAAUUCUGAUGAGAAUUUUUCAAUUUAAAAUGAGGACAAAGAGACAGUUGUCCAAUUUAAGUUACAAUGCAUUCUAAAUGACUUUCAAAAGUUUCGUUAAAUUUUAUACGAAUUUGAUAUAUUAUAAUUAGACUGCAUUGCUGAAAGGUUGUAAAAUUCUCGUAAAUCUUAUUUAAUAGGAAUUUCACGAAAUCAGUAUGUGUUGUAAUUUUUUACCUGAAUAAAGUGUGACUGAAAGCUUAA
This is a messenger RNA of Megachile rotundata (alfalfa leafcutting bee), 2107 nucleotides long. RefSeq names its product carboxypeptidase Q. Gene Ontology annotation, molecular function: metallodipeptidase activity. The record is from RefSeq and is a predicted model, not a curated record. Gene Ontology annotation, biological process: peptide catabolic process; proteolysis. NCBI's taxonomy places the organism in Eukaryota, Metazoa, Arthropoda, Insecta, Hymenoptera, Megachilidae.